AUGGCCGGUCAGAAUUGGCACCAGGCGGCGGCGGGUGUUAUGGUGUAUCGACCGCGUGUAGAUGUUGAGUAUCAAGUCAGUGUCAAGAAAGAGAGCGAUAUACAAGAUCAUCUGAACGAGACGUAUGCUGGAGAAGACGAAGAAGUCAAACCUCCUACAAGUCUUCCGUCGCUGAAUAGGGGAUGCUCCGCCCAGCUCGAUGUUAUGAACAGAGUUCGGUGUUCCAGAGACGAUUCGCCGGAUACGCUCGCCGCAGACUCUGGAGAUGAAGAUGGAGUUUUGACGCCUACAUCAUCGCACGAGUCGAUGUCGCCCGUGGUUACGAACGACACUUUUCUUGACGAGCUCAUGGUGUACGCUGGAUCCUCAAAUCAUGAACAUGUGUCGAACAGCCCCACGGUUCUGACGCCGUCUACGCAAAGCACUGAGUUCGAGGAUGAAUACGAGUACGAAUCGGACAGAACGGACUUUCUGGAGACUACGAAGUCGCCUUGCCCAAGUCACGUCAAGCGGAGUUCCCGAGGACAGAGUGGGACGAAAAGCACGCGUUUCAAGAGCAAAAAGAUGCCCAAGCAGCACUUGCCCGUAGCACGACGUCUAGAUUUCUCGGCAGCAAUCAACAGCAGCAAAGUGUCAAAGCGACCAUCUCCGUCUCGUUAUAAAUCCGAUCCAACUUCGUUUCGCAACGCUCUGCGAAAUAUCGAACAUGGUCCUCGACACAUGUGGACUGACAUCGAACGACUUCUGCUUUGCAUCAUACACAGAUGGUACGAGACCUCAGAUAACACUGCCAUUGCUGCUGUAUUCAACCAAGUGACUGGACUCGAUUUCAAGCCUCGAAAAAUCACCGCUCAAUUCACUAGCAUGCUUGGGAACGGCAGUAAAGGCAGUAUUCAUUGGGCUCAAGUCUUCGACGAAGUCGCCUUUGACGAUGCAAAGGGCGUAUAUGCUGAAAUCCGCAAUUUGAUAGAAGUAACGGCGGUAAAUCUCCAUGUCCAACUGAUCCCGCGGGACGAGGAGUUCGACUUCCAAUCUGGCUCCGCAGCAAAGGCCAAAUCACCGGGCACACGAACGAAACAUAGGCGACGCGUCAAACUCGUGCAGGAAGAGAAGAAGGCUCUGAUAAGACAGAUGGCAUUGAUGGAAGCUUCUGCAAUGCAUGUGCAACCCUCGAACAGCGGACCAGGGGUUAUCGAGGACCACUUCGAUGAAUACUUCACAGAUGUGGAAGACAAUCCCGUCACAGAUCUACCAUGUAUGCCCUACUCAGGGACUUCCAACAACCCAGCAGCGUACUCAGGAAGAACAUCAUCGAGCUCACCUUGUUUGGCAUUUCGUGUCUGGGAUGCAAAAAGCUACACGCAGUUCACGGAAGACGGCGACUUCAUUUCUAACGCAGCCUUUUCGGUCAAAAACAAAUCUUUCCUAACACCCUUCGCUCCAGAAGGCCAAGGGUUAAGCACUUUCUUGUUCUUCGCGAAGUCGCAUCUGUCGCUAAAAGGCAAUACGUCCGCUUUUGUAUCUGUUUCUACAUCUCUUCUACAAGCAAUGGUAUAUGCAUCCUCGAUGGAAAACCCAAACAUCGCUAUAAUUGAUCUCAACCACCCUUCUCUGAAUCAACCAAAUAAGAAGCAUUAUGCCGCAGAUGUUGUUAGGUGGCUAAAGGUGAACGACGAAUAUAAGUUCACCUAUAAAGCAACAGCUGAGUACCUGAUUUGGGGAGGGAUACCGAGGAGUGCAAUUUUGCAUCACACCAAGCUACAGACACUUGAGAACUUGGCGGAAAUCGAUAGCGUCUGUGGGAACAUGCUCAGCCUGGGCCUCUUCCAGACAAAGCGCACAGCGAAUGGCGUCGCUUCAAUACUUCGAGACAACAAUACAGUAUUGGAUGGAAGCACAGCCAAAUCCAUGGGCAAAAUAGCGAAAUGCCUUGGGCUCGAUGGCGAGAGCGUUACGCUACAGCACAUCCAGGAGUUCGUCGCCAGGCUCGUUGACGGAUGGUACAUCACCAGCGACCAUACCAACGAUGCUUAUACUGGGAACGCCAUAGCCUUUUCGUUUGCUUUGGCUCUGGGGUCAGGAAUUCACGCCCACCAACGAGUUAUGGAGGCGUUUCAAGAGGGGAUUGAGUCGGGAUUCAACAGCAUCGUACGGUAUGCGAGGUCUCGUCGUUCGAAGCCGCGUCGCAACCGCACUGUUUGA
Molecule: messenger RNA, 2202 nt
Organism: Dothidotthia symphoricarpi CBS 119687
Lineage: Eukaryota; Fungi; Ascomycota; Dothideomycetes; Pleosporales; Dothidotthiaceae
Exons: 4
Coding region: 1-2202 (733 amino acids)
Source: RefSeq, a predicted model, not a curated record